UGCUGACGUCCUCUUGCGCCCGCGCGCCUCUCCAGGCACCUCACUCGCAAUCAAUAUCAUCUUCACGAAUUGUUGUACCACUCAGACAAUCCCAAACUUGUUAUAACCCAGUCGUAAUAGUGCAAGCGCCACCGCUGCCCAGUGAUUUAUUGCCAGUGUACGCCUCGUGAACUAUAUAACAACGAAUAGUAGUGGCGCGGUAAAGCCCCCCUGCGUCGCGAGCGCUGCCUGCUCACUCGGCUGCGGAGCGGCGCGCUGAGCGGUGUCGCGCGUGCACUACGAGACAGCGACGUGUCGAGCAUGUCCCGCGAGAGCCGCCGCCUGGGGGUGCUGGCGCCCGCCGCGCUGUCCGCCUGCAUGGACGCCUCGGUGCUGGCGGUGCCCGCCGCCGGCGCCAUCGUCUCCACCGUGCUCAACGAGCUCAGCAAGGCCUUCAUGCUCAAAAAAUGGUUUCAUGGUGUAAUGUCAGCUAAAGAAGCGGAACACCUCAUUAUGGAGAAGGGGAAGAAUGGGUCGUUCCUGGUGCGCGAGUCGCAGGCGCACCCCGGUGAGUUCGUGCUGACGGUGCGCGUGCGCGGUCACGUCACACACGUCAUGAUCAGGAAGCACCACGACAAGUACGAGGUGGGCAGCGGCGAGCAGUUCGAUGACCUCGUGGGGCUGAUCGAGCACUGCCGCGCCUUCCCGCUGACCGACAGCUCGGGCGACGCGCUGCGCUUGCUGCAGCCCGUGAGCGGCGUGCGUGCGCGCCGCCGCCCCCGCCAGGAUCCAGUGCACCUGCAGGAGACGGACGACUGCCAGCAGCUGGACGCCAGCAUCGGCUUCGACGGCGAGUUCCAGUCGCUCAAGAUGUUGGACGACAGACACGUGUUCACCAACUUCGAAGGCAUUAAACCAGAAAAUUCUAACAAGAACAGAUAUCGAAACGUUAUACCUUACGACCAGACGCGCGUGGUGCUGCGCCGGCCGCACUCCGACUACAUCAACGCGAGCUACGUCCGCGCCGCGGCGCUCGCGCACUCCGCCGACAGCCUCCGCAGCGCGCAUUCUCUGAUCUUGAACAGUGAAUCAAAGAAAGUCCCACCCCUUGUCACCAAGUCGCUGUCAGACGAAGCACUGCGAGAAGUGAAGAGGACAUUCAGACUGGACAAACUUAAUGGAAACCUAUGCCACCAAGUUACAGUAAAGGACAAAGCUUACAUCGCGGCUCAAGGUUGCCUCUCACAUACAAAAGACGACUUCUGGCGGAUGUUAUGGCAGGAGGAUGUCAGAGUUAUAGCUAUGAUUACAAACGAGGUUGAGAACGGGAAGAGAAAGUGUGAGCGCUACUGGCCGGCGCCGGGGCAGCAGGAGAGGUUCGACGGGCUGUCGGUGCGCCACGUGUGCGAGACGGCUCACGAACAGUACGUGACGCGCGAGCUGCUAGUCAGCGACGGCAGCACCGCGCGCGCGCUCUGCCAGUACCACUUCACGGCAUGGCCGGACCACGGCACGCCCGGCGAGCCGGCCGGCGUCCUCGCGCUCAUCGAGGACAUCAACACCAGGAUGGCACGCAACGCCCAGGACGUCGACGCGCCACAACAGAACAUCUUGUGCGUGCAUUGCUCGGCCGGCGUGGGCAGAACCGGUACUUUCAUAGUCCUCGACAUACUUAUCGACAAGAUUAAAACAUCGGGAUUGAGCUGCGACCUGGACGUGCACUCGACGGUGCAGCUGGUGCGCGCGCAGCGGCACGGCAUGGUGCAGAACAAGGCGCAGUACCGGUUCAUCUACCUGGCGCUUCACGAGUUCAUUCAGCGCGGGAACAUCACGCUCACCAGAAAGGUAAACUCAUCGCAAACAUAACUGGACUUUAGAAGAACCAAAGCAAAGUGUAAUUUAAACUUUACUCGAUUCUAUUUAUACAACUUAGUUUUCAGUCACUCAUAAUUAAUAACUUUGAUGUUACCAUAAGUAAGAAUAAAUAAUGACGUGUGAA
Helicoverpa zea (corn earworm) is the source of this 1978-nucleotide messenger RNA. Its product is annotated as tyrosine-protein phosphatase corkscrew-like. The transcript is spliced from 13 exons. Lineage: Eukaryota; Metazoa; Arthropoda; Insecta; Lepidoptera; Noctuidae. The record is from RefSeq and is a predicted model, not a curated record. Bases 301 to 1845 code for a protein of 514 amino acids. Gene Ontology annotation, molecular function: protein tyrosine phosphatase activity. Gene Ontology annotation, biological process: protein dephosphorylation.